UGGUUAAGUAAGUAUAAAGCACUAAAGCUGUAGAUUGAAGUCUGUCUCGCUGAGCUCGCGCGCUUCCUCUCAUUCAUUCCUACACCUGGGCUCACACGCCUGCUCGCCUCUCGUUCUCUCUCUCAGAAUGACAGUUCUAGGGACUGCUUUUGGUAUUGUUUUCUAUUUGCUUCAGGUCGUUUCUGGAGAAAGUGGCUAUGCACAGAACGGAGACCUGGAAGACGCAGAACCGGACGACUACUCCUUCUCCUGCUACAGUCAGCUGGAAGUGGAUGGUUCCCAGCACUUGCUGAGCUGUGCUUUUGACGACCCGGACAUCAACAGCACCCAUCUGCAAUUUGAAAUAUGUGAAAGCCUUGUGAGUGUAAAAUGCCUGACAUUAAGGAAACUGCAAGAGAUAUAUUUCAUCAAGACAAAUAAAUUCUUACUGAUUGGAGACAGCAAAAUAUGUGUGAAGCUUGAACAAAAGGCCUUAACUUGCAGAAAAUUGAACAUAAUCCAUAUAGUUAAACCAGAGGCUCCUUUUGACGUAAGAGUCAUCUAUCGUGAGGAAGCAAAUGACUUUGUUGUGACAUUUAAUACAUCGCACUUGUGGAAGAAGUAUGUCAAACAAUUAAUACAUGAGGUAGCCUACCGCCAGGAAAAGAAUGAAGGCGAUUGGAUGCACGUGAAUUUAUCCAGUACGAAGCUGACACUCCUACAGAGAAAGCUACAACCUGAUGCAAUGUAUGAGAUUAAAGUCCGAUCCAUCCCCACCAUGAUUUAUUUUAAAGGCUUCUGGAGUGAAUGGAGUCCAAGUGUCCACUUCAGAACUCCAGAGACCAAGGUCCCAGGAAGGCUGGAGCCUAUUCUACUAACAGUCAGCAUUCUGAGUUUCUUCUCUCUGGCUGUGAUGGUCAUCUUGGCCUGUGUGUUAUGGAAAAAAAGAAUUAAGCCUAUUGUAUGGCCCAGUCUCCCUGAUCAUAAGAAGACUCUGGAGCAACUGUGCAAGAAACCAAAAAAGAAUUUGAACGUGAGUUUCAAUCCUGAAAGUUUCCUGGACUGCCAGAUUCACAAGGUGGAUGGCAUCCUAGCUAGAGAAGAAGUGGAAAGCUUCCUUCAAGACACAUUUCCGCCACAUCUGGAGGAAUCUGAGAAGCAGAGGCUUGGAGGGGGUGUGCAGGGCCCCAACUGGCCAAUAGAGCAUGUGGUCAUCACCCCAAAACCUUUCAGAGAAGAUACACCACCCAAGUGCCUGACUGGGAAUGCGAAUGUGUGUGGCACCCCUGUGCUCCCCUCCUCCCGGUCCCCAGACUGCAGGGCAGGUGGCAAGAACGGGCCCCCUGUGUACCAGGGCCUGCUGCUUGGGCCUGGAACGACAAACACCACUCUGCACCCUCCGUUUUUCUUCCCAUCAGAAAUCCUGAUAUUGAACCCAGCUGCCCAGGGACAGCCCCUCCUCACUUCCUUGGGAUCAAAUCAAGAAGAAGCGUAUGUCACCAUGUCCAGCUUCUACCAAAACCAGUGAGCUGUCAGAAACCCAGGACUGGAACCAUGCGAGCAACAAAGACGGCUGAGCUCCCACUCCCUUCACAGCACAGAGACAGAACUAACCCACCCCUCUCCUUACCUACAGGAUUCUGAACCAUCGCUUACCCCACCCUCCCCCUACCAGCAUGGGGCAGGGACAUUCUGCUUUGGGCAGUCCAAAUGAUGCAAUUAUUUCAGAAAGUACAAAAAGCAGAAAAGAGCCAAAGAACGAGUGGAGGAAAUGAUGAAGAUGGGGGCAGGGAAGGCAGGAAGCGAGCCGGGAAGAAGAGGGCGUCCAGGGCUGGAGGAGGGCUGCUGUCAGGAGGACUUGCCGUGCGUCUGGGGCUGGAGGAGGGCUGCUGUCAGGAGGACUUGCUGUGCGUCCAGGGAUGGAGGAGGGCUGCUGUCAGUAGGACUUGCUGUGCGUCCAGGGCUGGAGGAGGGCUGCUGUCAGUAGGACUUGCUGUGCGUCCAGGGCUGGAGGAGGGCUACUGUCAGUAGGACUUGCUGUGCGUCCAGGGCUGGAGGAGGGCUGCUGUCAGGAGGACUUGCUGUGCGUCCAGGGCUGGAGGAGGGCUGCUGUCAGUAGGACUUGCUGUGUGUCUGGGGCUGGAGGAGGGUUGCUGUCAGUAGGACUUGCUGUACAUCCAGGGCUGGAGGAGGGCUGCUGUCAGGAGGACUUGCUGUGCGUCCAGGGCUGGGUCAGGACUCGGCAUGUCUCCCUGCACCCUCACCAUACUGGGAGAUGGGAGCAGUUCUUACUAUCAUUAUUAACUAUUAGUAUUCUCUUUGUUAUAGAUGAUGAAACGGAGGCUUAAAGUAACCGCCAUGCUUCCCACUCAGAGAGGGUGGGGACCAGAGUCGCUGCCGAGAGUCCAGGGCAGUCCGCCCGCAGCCAUGCCUUCCUCCUGACUAGGGGCUGUCCAUUCUCCAGUACCAACCCUCCCUAACAGCAAGACGACUAGAUAAUCUGUGUCCAAACUGGGUCACUUUAGAAAGUGAAAGGAGGUUAUAAAUAGUUACUCCAGGACAAUAAGCAUGCACCGGGAGUGUCCCGGACAAGUGGAGAUAUAAUAGGAGAGCUGUGGGGAAGGAAGUACGGGAGAAAGUCGUGACGUGUGAAGCACCAGGCAGGGCCCACCGCAUCCACACGAAGUGAAGGAGGCAGCCAAGUGCCAAAGCCCAUUUCAUUUCAUUUUCCUGAAGAAGUGCGGGAGGGGAAGCCCGGGAUGUCUAUUGCUGGUUAUCACCAACCCAACCUCUUGCUACCUCACUCAGCUGCUUCCAUGGGUGGAAGAAAAACCUGUUGCCCGCUCUGGUUCUGGUGCAUGAGAGCAGUGAACGGGGAGUCACCCUCUGUGUGUGUAGAGGAGGCCCCGGCCCAACUCGUCCCAAGAUCUGCAGCCAUAGACGGGAAGCGAAGAGGGGUAGACGGUCAGGGUUCUGUUUGGGGCUGGUUGUCAUUGUUGUUGUUUAUGUUUUGUGGGGUUUUUUUUCUUUGUUCUGAUUGGAGUUCGUUUGGGAGGGGACUGUUUUCAAUUUUCUUGUUUGUGGCUGUUUUGUUUUGUAAUGUCUGUGAAGGGAGUUUAAACGGUGGACUAAUCCACAUUAUCUGUUGGUUUAGACCCAACAGUAAUCAAUCAGAUCAUCUCACUCUUCAGUCGGGGGUUGCACUUGCCAAGUCCUUUUGUCUGAUCAGGAGUAAUGAACAUAAUCCCGUAACCCCGCAGUCUCGCUUUGUGCCUGUGGUUUUUCAAGCACCCCCAUGAGCAUUAUCUCUCUCAUUUCCUUGAUAAGGAUUCAUGAACAGCCUGCUAUGUGCACACCACCGGAUUAGGAACAGGAGAUCUAAGAAGCAAGGUUGGGACCCUGCCCCCAUUAAGUGAACAAUUUAAUGAAACUGGCAGCUUUGUAAACUAGUGGUUGUAAUGAUGUGAAGUGCUACAGCGGAGACCUGUUCACAGUGCCCUGCUGGAGACAGGGACAUACCACAAAAUGACACACAGUGGCAAGGAGGAAAAGCAGAACCUGCUGAUGUGUAGGUAGAAGACAUCUUCCCCAGGUGGGCAUGUGUUCGUUACCCUUUGAAGAAGUGGGAACCAAGGUGACCUCAAAGAGAAAGCCAUCCCAGAAAACCUCAUGCCCGGCCCAGCUGCCUUGUACCUUAUUCAGAGAGGCCCUCUGCAGUAUGUGUUGCCGUUUUCUCUGACUUAAGGAAAAAUUGAGACACAGAGAAGACAGGUAAAUUACUCAGGCUUCCUCAUUAACUCGGGAAUAGAAGCCAGAAGUUCAUAUCCCUGGAAAAAGUAGGCAAUCUCUUAAAGAAAUGAAGAGAAAAGUCAAGGUCCCUCCAGCUUUAAAAUAUAUUUUAGUGUUGUUUGGCAUAGGUUAUAAUUUGAAUUUAGAGUGUGACUGUCACUGCAGGCAUUGAAAAUCAUGUAUUAUAAUUGUCACUGCUGCUAAUGCUUGAUCAUAUACUCAGAGACGACGUAUACUGUAAGGUCACAAAUUUCUUCUGACCAACCACACUUUGGAUUUUAUUAAGCAAGAAAAAUUUCUGGUCAGAGACAAAGUAUAAGUGAGAGAUGAAAACUGCUAGUUCUGUAUAGCAAGAAAUGGAAAGAAAGCAGAUAGACAGCUAAAGUUGGUCAAUGAAACCACUAUACGUCUGGAUCUUGGGAUCCCUGGCUCAUUCAGUUGGCUUUCGACCAGCCCUUGCUUCUCUUGUCAUCCUGGUUUCCAUGGGAAUUUGCUUCAGAAAGCCAAGUUUGGGCUGUUUCACAUGUGUAUUCUUGUGUUCAUAGCAUUGCUACAGGGGCUUCAAGACAGACGUAGCCAAGGAGACGCUGACCAUACAUGGAUGGACAAUUGGAAAGAUACAGAUCAGAUGGGGCUAUUCUUAAAAGUAUCCAUUGUUCACUACAGUAAACAUUCCUGAUUUGAAUGUGUACUUUCCACGUGCAUUAAAAAUGUUUUGCAGAGCUGCUAAGUAUAUAAGUAUCCGAUAUGUAUUACCAUCUCAUACUUAAUUAAAUGCUAUGGACCUCUUUGUGACUGUACUUGUCUUCUGUGAGAAAUACGGAUGCAGGGACACCCCGGUGGCCACAGUUCUCUUUGGAAAGGAAACAUUCUGGUGCCCUUUGCUGUCAUUAUAUAGGUUUGGAUUUUCAGAGAAGACUGUUUCAUCAAUUAAGUAGUUAAUUCACAUAUUAAUCAAUUAACAGAAAUGUGUUGAGGAUUUGCUUUGCACUGUGCUGGACACUGGGCUGUCAGAGAUGAGAUGGGAUGGUCCCAGCUUGGAAACACAUGGGGACAAAGACACACAGGAACGGUUACAGUGUGAUAUCAUUUCUUCAAGGCUAAGUAUCAUCAGAAUUCUUAGCUUUGAGCAAUGAACAUCAAUUUGGCUAAUUUCAGCAGAAAAGGAAUUGAUUAAAGGCUAAUGAGGGCACUCAGACUAUCUGGGAGGAUGGAAGAAUCAAACAUGGGAGUCACAGAGACAGCCUUGUCUCCACCACUGGUAGCUCUCGCAGCAGCCCUGUGACUUCACAUCACUCUCGGCUGGUUUCAAGGCAGAGCUGCAGCCCGUGGCCAGUUGCAACUAUGCCCAGCUCAUGAGCCGAGGACCUAGCAACGGGAGCCUCUUCUACAGUGAGAGGCAGGCUCGGCCUCAGAGAACGGGGCGUUCCCCAAGUAAAGGAAAGAAGUUCUGCGUGCACACACACACACACACACAUACACGCCUUAGAGAAGAAGCUCCAAGAAGGGUAAGGUGAAGGAAGUCACACUUAAUGUGGUGGCACACAGUACAUAGGUGGGUGCCUGAUCAAGGAGCCUGGAGUACGAAGGAGACAUUUCCGAGCAGAAGAAAGAGCAUGUUCAAAGUCAUGGAUCUGUGACAAGUAAUGGAACAUUACUUGUUACAAAUACACUGGGUGAUGUUCCCUUAUUGGUCUCAGCUGCAAACAGUAGGGUGUUGGUGGUUACUCCUGAAAGUAAGACACAGGAAACUUUCAUAAAAAUAAAACAUAAAAAAUAGGUAUUUUCCUGUAACACUUUAUUUUAAUUAACAACAUAUAUCUGUAUAUCCAUUCUGCGCUCUUUUGGUACAAGGCCAAGGCUGAUCCUUUGAGUGACACACACCAUCAUGCAUCAUCUUCUCUUUCUAAUUCUGCUUCCUUUAAAGUGGAAAAGAGCUUUCAAAAAAUAUUUAAGUGCAGUUGCCUAACUCUUAAGGAUCUCCCACACCAAUCUUUUAUUAUCACCUUUCCAACUGUACACUAGCAGGAUUCUGUCAACGUGGCUUGAUGAAGUCUUUUCAAACCAUUCAAGGUUGUUCUCACAGAUCAACAUCAGUCUUACUUUGCAUACUCAUAUUUCAUCAGCUUGCAUAAUAUCAUUGCAGAAACAAGUUCGCUGGCCUACAUAAGUCUGGGAGCAGACAGGACCGACUUGGGUGAGUUUAUGUCUCAUUUGUUGGGUACAGCAUACACUGGAGGACAGCCCUGUGGCAGCCGAGUCUCAAUGUGGGUGUCAAUGUAUCUCACAGAGAGCAUGGCGAGUGCUGGGCCAUUGGCAGGUGGUCCAGUGGAAAUCGUCUGCGGCCAUCAACUUCUUAGCAUUCCUAGUCCAGAGAGUGUGCCAAGCAGUGGCUGAGAUGACACUUGGCAGAAUUGGUGGCGAGCAAUGGUUAAGCCUUUGACAUGCCAGUCCAAGAUAUGUUGAUUUAGUCUGAAGAGGAUGAGCAUAUUUAGGAGGAUUUUAAUCAGGAGUGUGGCAUAAUAAAUUUCAUGUGUGUAUCAGAGUUUACGAAGGGAACCUGAUGCACCUUCUACUUACCCUAAUGUCCCCACACUGAUUUGUAGUGAUCUAAUUUGUCUGAUUCUCCCCAGGCUCCUAAGCACUCUGUCAAAGAGGACUAUGACUUAUUGAGGUGCAUGCCAAUUACUAAAUAUAGCAUCUAAAAUCUAGAAAACACACAAUCAUAAAUGGAGUGAAUGAAUCAACAUAUUAGGGA
Molossus molossus (Pallas's mastiff bat) is the source of this 6526-nucleotide messenger RNA. RefSeq names its product interleukin 7 receptor (gene IL7R). The coding region runs from base 128 to 1507 and encodes 459 amino acids. Gene Ontology annotation, molecular function: cytokine receptor activity; protein binding. The transcript has 8 exons. Gene Ontology annotation, cellular component: membrane; external side of plasma membrane. The record is from RefSeq and is a predicted model, not a curated record. Lineage: Eukaryota; Metazoa; Chordata; Mammalia; Chiroptera; Molossidae. Gene Ontology annotation, biological process: positive regulation of receptor signaling pathway via JAK-STAT; hemopoiesis; cytokine-mediated signaling pathway.